Messenger RNA from Sitophilus oryzae (rice weevil), 2795 nucleotides. RefSeq lists its product as uncharacterized. Bases 235 to 2073 code for a protein of 612 amino acids. Lineage: Eukaryota; Metazoa; Arthropoda; Insecta; Coleoptera; Curculionidae. The record is from RefSeq and is a predicted model, not a curated record. The transcript is spliced from 3 exons.
UAAAUUGUAUUACUUUUAGCUUAACUCGCUGAGGACUGGCUGUCGUGUGGUAGAAAGCCGCGUUGUGACUUACGAUAUGCGCGAUCUGUGUCAAGUGAAGUGUCAAUAAGGACUGAUAUCAUUUUCUUCGAUAUUUCUGUGCCCUUCUCCCAGACCUACCCUAUCACUGGACUUUAACAUAUCUGAUUUGGAUUAUUCACAGACGCACUUUAGGCCGUUACCGGCGAGUACACCAUGACAAGGUCGCGGAUGCUGUACGUACUCGGAACUUUAGCAUUCUAUUUAUUUGGGAAAACAAACUGUGAUGCGCCGCUGGAUUCAGCAUCCCUUCCUCUGGAACACAGAUCGGUGUAUGGGGCUCCCUUAUCAGGGCCUGGCUAUGCACCUCAGUCCCUCGCGCCCCUAGGAGGCGGAGGAGGGCACGAAGAACUCUGGCCAUUGGCUACGCCCGACAUGCCCAAGAUCAAACACCUCCAAGUCCAGUGCGAGAAGACGCACAUGCGCGUCAACAUCGAGUUCGACCGACCCUUCUACGGAAUGAUCUUCUCCAAAGGGUUCUACAGUGACUCUCAUUGUGUGCAUUUAAAACCGGGUACUGGACACUUGAGUGCUACGUUCGAGAUAUUUCUGAACAGUUGCGGUAUGUCGUCUUCUGCUAGUCAUAACGUUGCUAAUUACGGGGGUUCGACUCCUAGCGGAAGUUACGUAGAGAAUACUAUCAUUAUUCAGUACGACCCUUACGUGCAAGAAGUGUGGGAUCAAGCGAGGAAACUCAGAUGCACCUGGUACGAUUACUACGAGAAGGCUGUCACGUUCAGGCCGUUCCAGGUAGACAUGCUGCACGCGGUCAUGGCUAACUUCCUGGGCGACAACUUGCAAUGCUGGAUGCAGAUACAAGUGGGAAAAGGACCGUGGGCGUCGGAGGUAUCGGGAAUAGUGAAGAUCGGUCAAACGAUGACCAUGGUGCUCGCUAUCAAGGACGAUGAGAACAAAUUCGAUAUGUUAGUCCGUAACUGCGUGGCCCACGACGGUAAGAGAACUCCCAUCACGCUGGUCGACGAUGUAGGGUGCGUGGUCAGGCCGAAAAUAAUGAGCAAGUUCCAGAAAAUAAAGAACUUCGGACCGUCAGCCUCGGUCGUGUCCUUUGCCUACUUCCAAGCGUUCAAAUUCCCUGACUCCAUGAACGUGCACUUCCAGUGCGUGAUCCAAGUGUGCAGAUAUAACUGCGCCGAGCCGAAAUGCGGGCAUGGGCCUGGAUUAGAAUACGGUGUACCGGCUUUGGGUGGCAAUGCCCUAGGAGGAGGAGGUGAUUACGGACACGCAGCCGAAUACGGACCACCUCCAGUGGGCGAAUACGGUCUCCCACCCGCAUUCCCCGACCCCAGACACCCUUCAGGACCUACCGGAGCUUACUCUGAACAAAACGCCGACGUAGUUCCUGCUCCACAGGCACAAACCUCUUCAUCUUCCACUUCAAACCCACCGAAUUUGUCUUCGCCCGCUCCGCAUCCUGGUGGACAAGGUAGUAACGAGAUCCAUCUUCCUCCUCCUCCGCUGCCAGGACACCACGGCCUCUACACGACCGUGAAAAGGAAGAGCAGCGUGAACGACGAGUUGGAAAGUAAAAUAGCUACUCUAGGGGGACGCCCAAGGUCAGUAGAGAAUCUUCCUGAUGAGCUACAAGGUGCCAGACGCAAGAGAAGUCCAGAGGUGAUGAGUUUCGUGGUCAGUCACGUUUAUAAACGCGAGGCUCAAGAAAUGACUGAUGUGAACACGAGCAGGACUAUCCAGGUUGUUGCUCCUGGCGACGUUAACUUCGCUCUGAAUGCUGCUCAAACUAACGAGACUGUCGUUAUACAAUCCGCUUCUUCGCACGAUCCAGAGACAAUUUGCAUGUCGGUGCCAAGUUUCGUAGCUGGAUUGGUUAUGUUACUUUUGGUCCUGAUAGUGGCCAGUUUGGUAGCUGCUUUUCUAUUUGUCAGGGUACGUGCUAUAGAUAAAAAGGGCCUCGCCACGACAUUCGUUAACGCUCGUGGUUACGAUAAUUCCGAAUUUGUUAAAGUUGCGAACUGAUACGACCAGAAAAAUUUAAAAGAGACGCUAUUUUAGAGUUCCAAAGAUGUUUGUGAGUGAAUCUGCGAAGGCGAUCGAUGCCUUGUCGGCGACGGACGUAGCGUUAUCAUAUGAUCAAAAAGAAAAUGAAUUGAAACAGUCAGGGAACCUUAUAUUCAGAAUUAAUUUAUUAUAUUUUAUGUUACAUGAAAUUUCAUGACUGAUUUGCUUUAUUUGCCUUUUCGGUUAUAUAAUCUGAAUGAACCUCGUCAUCGAAUUCUUUUCUUCUGUUAUUUUUCUUGACUGUUCCUCCAAAAAACAGUUUUAUUUUGACUUGUGCCGCUAAUCGGCCACAGCCGUUGGCUGCAUGACUUAUAUUAUUAUUUAUUUAAUUUAUUUUUUUAUAACUGUAUCCUAGCUAAUGUAUUGUCCCAGUACGGUGUAAUAAUUUUAUUUUAUUUUCCGACUCAGUCAAAAACCAAACCUAGUCUUUUCGAGUGGAAAUUAAAUAAAAUGACUACAGGUACGCGGGGUAAGUACAAUGUAUCAUGGUAGUACUCGACUGUUUUUCUUAAAACCUUUUUUCCAAGACUCAGUAAAACAGGAUCUCCUAAAUCUUCAUCUAAUCAGUAUUACUAUUUAUUUCUGUUCUAUUUGACUCCAUAAAAAAACAUUAUUGUAAAAAGACGUUGUUGAAAAAUUAACAUUUGUUUUUUCUCAUCAAAUAAAGUUAUUUCUCGUAA